AAAAAAAAAAAACAAACUACUUUCAACGGAUGGGAACGCGGGCGGCGGCUGGUACUUCUAUUUCCCCAAAGCGCCCGUAGAAUAAGAGCAGAGCAUCACAGCAGUGAGUCUGCGAGGAUUUCAUUUUAUUCGUCCAAAAAAACUCCCAAGAGAACCUCAAUGGGCACUGACGGCAAGAGCAAGAAAGAAACCUCUUCUUCAAAGCGAGACAGAAACCGAAGCCGGAGAAGGGGAAGGUCGUCCGACUCCGAAUCCGAGUCUUGCUAUUCCGACUCUGACGACUCCGAAUACUCCUCGCCGGAGAGGAGUUCUGGAAGACGGAAAAGGAGCAGCAAAAGCCGAAGCGGUCGCCGCAGUCGUCGACCGAUCUCCAGUGAAGACGAUACCGAAGAUUCUGGCAGUAGCGAUGGGAUCGAUCGUGGUCGCGGACGCAAGAAGAAGAGCUCCUCCAGGAAGAUUACGGAGGAGGAAAUUGCCGAAUACUUAGCUAAGAAAGCUCAGAGGAAGGCUAUGCGUGUUGCGAAGAAGCUGAAGGCACAGUCAGUUUCUGGCUAUUCAAAUGAUUCGAAUCCAUUUGGCGAUUCUAAUCUAAAUGAGAAAUUUGUAUGGCGAAAGAAGAUUGAGCGAGAUGUUUCCCAGGGUGCAUCGCUUGACAUGUUUUCAAUUAAAGCUGAGAAAAAAAGACAGAGAGAGAGGAUGGCAGAGAGAAAGGUUAAGAAGAAAAGAGAAGAGAGGGCCAUUGAGAAGGCACAGAGAGAGGAAGAAAUGGCGCUUUUAGCCAGAGAACGUGCUCGGGCUGAAUUCCAAGACUGGGAGAAGAAAGAAGAGGAGUUUCAUUUUGAUCAAAGCAAAGUCAGGUCACACAUUAGGCUACGUGAUGGACGUACAAAGCCUAUUGAUAUUUUAUCUAAGCACCUUGAGGGCUCUGAUGAUAUGGAUAUUGAAAUAAAUGAACCGUACAUGGUUUUCAAGGGCUUGACAGUAAAAGAAACUGAAGAGCUUCGUGAGGACAUCAAAAUGUAUCUGGAUUUGGACAGGGCUACUCCUACACGUGUACAGUUUUGGGAGGCACUCAUGGUUGUUUGUGAUUGGGAGCUAGCUGAAGCCCGGAGAAAGGAUGCAUUGGACCGAGCUAGGGUGCGAGGGGAGCAACCUCCUCCUGAGUUACUUGCAGAAGAAAGGGGUCUACAUGCUAGUAUUGAAAAUGACGUUAGGAAUCUCUUGGAUGGGAAGACUCACAAGGAACUUGAGGCAUUACAAGCCCAGAUUGAAUCACAGAUGCGCUCUGGGACUGCAAAAGUGGUGGAAUAUUGGGAAGCUGUUCUUAAACGUCUCCAUAUAUACAAAGCGAAGGCUUGUUUGAAGGAAAUACAUGCUAAAAUGUUACGGAAGCAUUUGCAGCGUCUUGAGCAGCCUUCCGAGGGUGAAGAUAAGUCAGAAACUCAUCAUGAUUUAGAGCCUAUAGAGGAGGAAAGCGAACAGGAUGUAAAAAAUGCGGAAGCAUUCUCUCCAGAACCAAUUUUGAGGGAAGAGACUCAUGAGGCAGAAGAAGAAGCUGGAUCAUUUUCACCAGAACUUUUGCAUGGUGAUGAUCUUGAAGCAGCUAUUGAUCCUGAGGAGGACAAGGCGAUACUGGAGCGGAAACGAAUGUCUGUCCUAGAAGAAAGGCGGAUUCAAGAAGCUAUGGCAGCAAAACCUGCUCCAUCAGAAGAUAACUUUGAGCUGAGAGCCACAAAAGCUAUGGGGACAAUGGAGGAAGGUGAUGCAUUGUUUGGCUCCGGUGCAGAAGUCAACUUGGAUUCACAGGUGUAUUGGUGGCAUGACAAAUAUCGUCCAAGAAAACCUAAAUAUUUCAACCGUGUUCACACUGGCUACGAGUGGAACAAAUACAAUCAGACUCAUUAUGAUCACGACAAUCCGCCACCAAAAAUUGUGCAAGGCUAUAAAUUUAACAUUUUCUAUCCGGACUUAGUUGAUAAGACAAAGGCUCCCACAUACACAAUUGAGAAAGAUGGGAACAGCGCUGAGACAUGCAUUAUAAGAUUCCAUGCUGGACCACCUUAUGAGGACAUAGCGUUCCGAAUUGUAAAUAAAGAAUGGGAAUAUUCUCAUAAGAAAGGAUUCAAAUGCACCUUCGAGCGGGGGAUACUGCAUGUCUAUUUCAACUUCAAACGCUACCGAUACCGCAGGUGAUAUGUAGCUAAACAUGUUCUUGGUAAGCUGUUAGUUAACUUUUUAUGAUGAGAUUGGUAAAACAUGUUCUUGUAUAAAAAAUACAACCCAUGAUUUAUUCCUGAUUGCAUACCCAAUUAUAAACAAGUAGUGAAGCUCGUGACUUAGUUCUUGAUUGUCAUUGUUAGAAUGUAAACUUUGACUCCUGCAAGUCAGAAUUGUUUUAUAGAUA
Molecule: messenger RNA, 2404 nt
Organism: Carica papaya (papaya)
Lineage: Eukaryota; Viridiplantae; Streptophyta; Magnoliopsida; Brassicales; Caricaceae
Product: cactus-binding carboxy-terminal, cactin
Biological process (GO): mRNA cis splicing, via spliceosome
Cellular component (GO): spliceosomal complex; cytoplasm
Molecular function (GO): protein binding
Source: RefSeq, a predicted model, not a curated record